GUCUAUGACUAUUAUGGCCGCUCAUAUUGCGUGUGUUGCGCGGUAUUGCGUGAUCCGAGUGUUGACUUCGGUUUUAUUAUGGCAAAAGGUGAUAAAGAAUUAGAAAAACCUAUUGUGAACAAUGAAUUACCUAAUCCAGAAUGUAGAAGUGUCGAUAACGAGGACUCGGAGUCCGCGCAGGAGCAGCCUUUGGACAUAGGAGAGCAUUAUUUGGUGCGUCGGUCGGAUGAGUCAUGGCACCCGGCUGAGAUUAUACAGACGCGGUACAAUGCGGCGGAGUCUAACUUCGAGUACUAUGUACACUAUGUGGGCUACGAUAGAAGGCUCGACGAGUGGGUUUCCCGCCAUCGGGUCAUGUCGGACAGAUUUGACGUGUGCGAACAGUCCAAUAACAACAUAAACUCUGACCACUUGCUCGAUAAGUCCGGCCGCAAGAUAACGCGGAAUCAGAAACGUAAACAUGACGAGAUCAACCACGUUCAGAAGACGUACGCGGAGAUGGAUCCGACCACUGCGGCGCUGGAGAAAGAACACGAAGCGAUAACAAAAGUCAAGUAUAUUGAUAGGAUUCAAAUUGGUAAAUACGAGAUCGAUACUUGGUAUUUCAGCCCUUACCCUGAUGAAUAUGGCAAACAAUCGAAGCUUUGGAUAUGUGAAUAUUGUUUAAAAUACAUGCGAAUGGAAAAAACAUACAGGUAUCAUUUGAGUGAAUGUACAGCAAGACAACCACAGGGCAAUGAAAUAUACAGGAAAGGCACAAUAGCUAUAUUCGAAGCAGACGGUAAGGAACAUAAAAUAUACUGUCAGAACUUGUGUCUGCUAGCAAAGUUGUUUCUAGAUCAUAAAACAUUGUACUUUGACAUAGAACAAUUUAUGUUUUAUAUUCUAUGUGAAGUUGACAAACACGGAGCACAUCUUGUUGGUUAUUUUUCAAAGGAGAAAGAGUCUCCUGAAGGAAAUAAUGUUGCAUGUAUAUUGACCCUACCACCAUACCAGAGACAAGGAUAUGGUAAACUCCUUAUAGCCUUCAGUUAUGAACUGUCUAGGUUAGAACAGGUUGUGGGAAGCCCAGAAAAGCCAUUAUCAGACCUCGGGAAACUGAGCUACAGAUCAUACUGGUCUUAUGUCUUGCUUGAAGUGUUAAGUGCUAGUCGUGGUACACUCAGCAUCAAAGAUUUGAGUCAAAUGACAGGUAUAUCCCAGACAGACAUAAUAUCAACACUUCAGUCUAUGAAUAUGGUGAAGUACUGGAAAGGACAGCAUGUUAUUUGUGUUACUCCAAAAAUUGUAGCAGAGCAGCUAGCCAGUUCUCACUUCAAGAAGCCUCGGUUGACUGUAGAUCCAUCCGCCUUAAGGUGGACUCCCCCGAACAAGCAAGGCCAUGCAGCUAAAGCCAAAAAGUAGUACAGGCAUACAGGCACUGCUUAGAGAAUGUAUACAAUAGUCAUAACCAAAGGACUUUCUCUAGGUGCAGGCCUGUUUACAAUUAUCUAGUGUUUUAAACUACAGUGCAUUAGAUCAGAAUUAGAGUAUUACAAAAAUAAGGGACACUCUUCAGUUGUAAGUAUUAUGAUACAGUUUUACACUGCAUUUGUCGAAGGAUAAUGAAGUUUAGUCUUUAAAAAGAAAUCAAACCAGUGGAGUAAUUGACAUGAUUGCUAUUUAAUGUUAAUCUAAUCAUUUCCAAUGGAGUUAAUUAUUUAAGUUGAUAGAUACUAAGCGAGCAAAUGUAAAAAAUACAAAAAAAUAAUAAUGUUAAAAAUUAGCUUAUUAGUUAAAAAAUCACAGAUAUUUUUUGCAGUUGAAAUGCUAAACUUAUACACUGUAUAAAUUGUGUAAUUAUUCAAUACAAGAUUAUGAAUCAAUAUUGCCUCAUCAAAUAAAGUUGAAUAUUGUAUUGAUUGACUAUCUGGAGUAUGUUAUUAAUAUUGCAUAGAGCUUUAUAGUUAAUCAGCAACAGUGUAAUAAUAAUGAUGGAAUUUAUUUUUUCAAUAACACCAUUUAGGUAUUUGUUUUCAUUAGGUAGUUUAAAACUUAGAUCUGUUAAAUACUUUAUCAGUUCCUUUUUCAUACUGGUUAUAGUGAUACUAAUUUUAAGUUCAAAAUUAAGUUGAUUUGAUUGAGAAAACACAGUUUUCUUUUUGUUUUAACAUAGGUACCUAAUUUAGUUAAUGGUAUCAUUUAGUUCUAAGUAUAAACCACUUCAAAUAGAGUAUUUGUCAUGCUCAGUAUCAAUUUACGGAAAUUUGUAUUAAAUUAUAUUGUUUACUAUUUUCAUAAACCUCUUGAGUCCAGAUUUCACAUAAUGUGUUGCCAUACAAGAGGUGCAGCAUUAGUAGGUAGGUAUGUUUGUGUAUAAAUGAAACAUUGCUAUAAAGCCAUUGAGUAGAUGCAUCUUAAUUUGUAAACCUCUAUUAUUAUUUUUUUUAAAUCAAAAGUUGUAGAAUCUUUCCAAGUAAAAUAGACUUUAGUUUUGAUGGUUAUGCUACAUUAUGGACAGGUGUCUUGGAGGUGAAUGACAUGACAAAUACCCUCAAAAUAAAUGUCUCCCACUAUAUUGCAUCACUGAGGUGAACACACUCUUGUGAAAACAAAGUUAUUUUUAAAAUAUGUGUACUGAACAACUUUAGUGUAGCCUAGUUUUAUUUAGGUUAGUUCGUUUUUUUAAAUAAUUUUGUAGAGUGGCGAUCGAUAGCCGAUGAUUUCACUUCGUUUAACUGUUGUAGAAUACUUAUUACUUUUUAAGAGAUUUCGUACAAAAACAAAGUUUCUUUCUAAGGAUAACGUACGUAUAUACAGCAAAAUAAUCGAUUUAACUAACGUGCAUUUUGUUUACAAGUUGCUUUGAAGAGUAGUUUAGAAUAGUAACUUAUUCUUUUAGUCCCGUAGUAGAGACAAGCUUUUCUAAUAACCUUGGUUCAUCGGUUGUCGAGAGCAAUCUAAGUUUUAAAAUAUAAGUUUUUCUGAAUUAAUUGCAAUGUGUUCGAGUCUUAAGUUAUUAACAAUUUGCCACCUUGUUUCCGUGUCAAGUUGCUAUUAUGCAAAGAUCUUCCCAUUGCUCAGUUGAUUAGAUUCUGUGAAUCGCCAGUUUUCACUGUUUAUUUGUGAUAAUUCUGUAAUUUUAAGUGAAAGUGUCGAAGUUCUAAAUUAAAAAAAUACAAAUAAAAGAAAACAAGAGAAAA
Molecule: messenger RNA, 3182 nt
Organism: Pectinophora gossypiella (pink bollworm)
Lineage: Eukaryota; Metazoa; Arthropoda; Insecta; Lepidoptera; Gelechiidae
Gene: MOF
Product: histone acetyltransferase KAT8-like
Exons: 1
Coding region: 79-1404 (441 amino acids)
Biological process (GO): regulation of DNA-templated transcription
Molecular function (GO): histone acetyltransferase activity
Source: RefSeq, a predicted model, not a curated record